AGAGUAGAGUGAAAUUGUAUAGUCUCCCUAUCCUAUCCAAAACAAAGAAAAGGGCUCAUCCACACAGAGCCGUUAGCCAUUUCCAGUUUUCAGAAAUGGCUGCUGCAUCUUCCAUAGCCACUCUCUUCUCCUUCUUCUCCCCUUCAAAACCGCCAUCCCCCAAAGCGCCUCCGCUUCAGCUGUCUCUCUCCUCCGACCAUUCCUCAUCUAUCUCGAAAAGCCACAACGACGGUUGGGCCCCGCUAGUGAAAACCGCCGAUAACCAAAAGCCGUAUCCAUCGCCGCUAUCCGGCAAUUCCGAGCUCAUGUCCGUCGUCUGCCCGUCUCUGGCGCACGCGAACACCCUCUUCUUCUCCUCCUACAACGUCGAGCUCAUUGUGGACGGGGACGAGCCGGAGGAGCGGUUGCUCAACCGCUUCCGCAGAGAGGUGAUGAAAACCGGACUGAUUCAAGAGUGCAAGCGCAGGCGAUACUUCGAGAACAAGCAGGAGGAGAAGAAGCGCAAGUCCCGUGAAGCCGCCAGGCGCAAUCGUCGACGACGAAGAGGUCCCUUUGAGGAUAGGCGAAUGGCCUCUGCAAACAACAAUGCUGAUGGUAAAAAAGAGGAAGACGACGACGACAAUUGGGAACUUCCCGACAGAGAACUGCCCUUUUGAUUGAAUUUAUUUUACAAGGAUUCUGGUUUACUUUGCUUUUGAAGAGGCUUCUUAUCCCUGUAAGGUUUCAUGCCCUCUAAUCUUCCCAAUGCACUUAACUCUCUCUAUUUUUCUGUGAUUUCUUAAUGCUGAUGUAAUUGCUUUUCUUGUUGCUUUCUGAGUGCAUACAUGCACUUGUUAGACAUCUAGUAUCUUAUGUAAAAUAGUUGAUGUUGUAAGUCCAUCAUAAGAGCAAUAUGUUUCAUCCUUACACUGUCCAUUUAUAAUCUAAUCCCUUGCUGCCUUAUGGUUAA
Molecule: messenger RNA, 949 nt
Organism: Ipomoea triloba (trilobed morning glory)
Lineage: Eukaryota; Viridiplantae; Streptophyta; Magnoliopsida; Solanales; Convolvulaceae
Product: 30S ribosomal protein S21, chloroplastic
Exons: 2
Coding region: 96-656 (186 amino acids)
Biological process (GO): translation
Cellular component (GO): ribosome
Molecular function (GO): structural constituent of ribosome
Source: RefSeq, a predicted model, not a curated record